AUGGCAUGGACCCCUCCUCUCUCCACCAUCCCUGAGAGCCUGGCUCCUCUGGACCUUCCGCUGGCGUUAGACCUCACUACCAAAUACUGUGUGGACAACAAAUCCACAGCAUCAGCUUCAGGGAUGGAAGCUGCGGAGGUCAAUCUUGGGGACCGAGUCAACCAAGCUAACUUCUCCUCAGUCACAGAGUUUGUGUUGCUGGGGUUCUCCAACCUUGGAGAAAUCCAGCUCAUCCUCUUUGCUGUGUUUCUGUGCCUGUAUCUGAUUAUUCUGAGUGGGAACCUCACCAUUGUCACAGUCAUACGCCUGGAUCGCAGCCUCCAUGUACCUAUGUACUUCUUCCUGGGGAUCCUCUCCAUCUCUGAGACAUGCUACACCUUCGUCAUCCUGCCCAAGAUGCUCCUAAAUCUGUUGUCUCUGCUCAGAACAAUCUCAUUCAUUAACUGUGCCAUUCAGAUGUUUUUCUUCCUUGGUUUUGCUGUCACUAAUUGCAUGUUGCUGGGGGUCAUGGGCUAUGACCGGUAUGCUGCUAUCUGCCAUCCACUUCGGUACCCUAUCCUAAUGCGCUGGCAGGUAUGUGGACAGCUGGCAGCCACCUGUGCUGUGAUUGGCUUUUUGUUCUCACUGACAGGCUCAUUCUUAGUCUUUGAACUCCCUUUUUGUGGUCCCAAUAAAAUCAACCACUACUUCUGUGACAUUUCACCAGUUAUCCAGCUUGCCUGUACAGAAACCUACAUCAAUGAGCUGGUCAUCUUCGCUGGUGGAGUUCUAGCACUCAUGGUCCCCCUGACUUUCAUAUGCAUAUCUUACGGUUUCAUUGUCCGUACCAUCCUGAAGAUACCAUCCAUUGAUGGCAAGCGGAAAGCCUUCUCAACCUGUGCGUCCCACCUCACUGUGGUCAUUGUCCACUAUGGCUGUGCCUCCUCUGUCUACCUUCGACCCUCAACCAAGUUCUCAUCUAACAAAGAUAGGCUUGUGACAGUGACCUACACAGUUGUGACUCCAUUGUUGAACCCAAUGGUGUAUAGCCUCAGGAACAAAGAUGUCCAGAUGGCCAUAAGAAAAGUGAUUGCCAGAGGAAGGUUUUAUCCUAAAGCUCUGUGA
This is a messenger RNA of Mustela erminea (ermine), 1104 nucleotides long. Its product is annotated as olfactory receptor 10R2-like. Gene Ontology annotation, cellular component: membrane. The coding region runs from base 1 to 1104 and encodes 367 amino acids. NCBI's taxonomy places the organism in Eukaryota, Metazoa, Chordata, Mammalia, Carnivora, Mustelidae. The transcript has 3 exons. Gene Ontology annotation, molecular function: olfactory receptor activity; G protein-coupled receptor activity. The record is from RefSeq and is a predicted model, not a curated record. Gene Ontology annotation, biological process: G protein-coupled receptor signaling pathway.